CUUUGACUCCACUUGUAGGUGCCCUCGCUGGGCUCCUGUGCACUGCCCCACACCCUGCUCUGUCACCAGCCCCAUUGUGAUGUCAUAAGAGCCCAGCUGCCCACCCACAGACUAGUGGGUGACUCAGGAGUACCCUCUCCAUUUCUUACUCUGACUUUUGUCCGAGCGCAUCUUGUAUGCUAUGGGAAAUUCCCUAAGCAAAUUGUUUUCCUUUAUCUGCCACAGGGUCUGGCAGCGGUGGCAACCACGACGGUCUCCUCUUGUCCAUGCGGACUUUUCGGCUGGCCGGCUUCACCCCGCAGCUCCUGUGCAUGUGCCUGCCCCGCGAGCCCUACAAGGUUCCCGAUUCCUCUUGUUCCCUCCGCGAGGUCUUGGGCCUUAUUUUCCAUCGAGCUCCAAUUUCACCAGGAACUCGAGCGCCCUACUGCGGGACCUGCCUCCUCUUGCCUGGAGCCCGCCCUCAAGGAAGAAACCCGUGCUACGCCACUUCGCACGCGAGGGACCCGUGAAGAUCCCUCCUCCAAGCCUAACGUUUCCACUCCGACUGCCUCCCCUGCAAGUGCCGGCCCCGAUCCUGAAGACCGCGGUGAGAGCAGAAGAUGGUGAAGAACCCAUGGAGGUGGACAAUCAAGUAGAGAUCCUGAAGACGGCGGUGAGAGCAGAAGAGGGUGAAGAACCGAUGGAGGUGGACGAUCAGGGCCUUGGAGUGCCCAGCGCACCCACCCCUGCAGGAGGCGUCCUUCCCUUUGGGAAGCCUGACCCAGCUCCAGCAGCGCUCCCUGGCCCAGUUCCCGGCUGCUCCCAUUGGCCAGACAAGGCGGCCUCUCUGGUACUGGGGAAAGACCACCAGCCCAGCUCCUCAGCCAAGCCGAUGGAGUGGGAGGCGACCCAGCACAAGGAUCCUCCAGCUGUUGCCACAAAGGGUCCUUCUAAACCAAGGGCUGCCAGCCGCAGUUCGCGACAACCAAAAUGGUUAGUGCAACCCCAGCAGCUGCGACUGGUCCCUCCGCAGCAAUGGAGGUGGGGGAGAAACGAGGGGCCCCCACCCGUUAAACGUCCCCGCCGAUCCGUGAAAGGAUUCAUGGACACCGGCAAGUCAAGUCGAACAACAUCAUCCAGGAGACUGAAAAAGAAACAUGGGAAGAAAUUACAGUAAACUGCAAUGCCAGCCCGCCUGCCCCAAUGUCUCCCCACCUGCUCUCCCUGCCCCAGGCCACCUACCUGUCACAGAUCCCAACUCCUCCUACCUCUGACUUUAGCCAUGUGGCUGCUGGGCCCCUCAUCCUGCCCGCCCCUUAGCUUUUGACCACACCAAGAAUUGAGUAAAAAUUGAUAUCUAUGGCUAGGCACAGUGGCUCACGCCUGUAAUCCCAGCACUUUGGGAGGCCCAGGCGAGUGGAUCACCUGAGGUCAGGAGUUCAAGAUCAGCGGACCAACAGGAAGAAACCGGUUGCAUCUGUACUAAAAAUACAAAAUUAGGGCCGGGCACGGUGGCUCACGCCUGCCAUCCCAGCACUUUGGGAGGCCAAGGCGGGUGGAUCACGAGGUCAAGAGAUCGAGACCAUCCUGAUCAACAUGGUGAAACCCCCGUCUCUACUAAAAAUACAAAAAAUUAGCUGGGCAUGGUGGCGCGUGCCUGUAAUCCCAGCUACUCGGGAGGCUGAGGCGGGAGAAUCACUAGAACCCAGUAGGCACAGCUUGCGGUGACCUGAGAUCGCACCUUUGCACACCAGCCUGGGCAAGAGAACAAAAUUCCAUAUAGAUAUAAAGAAUGUUUGCAUGUAGAUAUCUUGCAACAAUAAAACGUGAAGAAACUUGCAGAUCAACAAAUGUAGGGACCUCAUAAAAGUCAAAUGACAAUUUUAAUGUAUUGGAAGAAAGGCAGAACAGUCACUCCCCUCCACCGUGAGAAAGUGGCACUUCCUGCCCACCUGCAGAUUAUCCUGAGAUCUGUGGCAGCAUGCUUUGUAGUAACUGGAUGCUUCCAUCACUCAUCCCUAAAGUUACACAGAGGCUCUUUCUACAUCCUUUGGCUUGGAGCAGCACUGAGGCCGCCCUGAUGAGUAAAUGCGAAAAACCAGUGGCUCCGGAAAUGGUGUAACCCAUCUGACAUACUCAAGAUAGGUCAAACAUCCCACUGGAAAAUGGAAAUGUGCGGUGAAUGCCAUUGGGCAGAGUGUCAUCGACAAGCACUGGCUUAGGUGCCCGAGCUUUGUGAUUUGCCACCUGUGUGCCUCAGGGCAGCCAACUGACCCCUCAAGGCGGCAGCAAAACAGUGGUUAUAAACACCCCAGCAGCUGCUGUGUGCAUUAAAUGAGGCCUCAUUGAAAACAUAUUUUUCGUAGUUUCUGGCCUAGUGCUCUAUAAAUAUCACUAUAUGUAUUA
Molecule: messenger RNA, 2385 nt
Organism: Callithrix jacchus (white-tufted-ear marmoset)
Lineage: Eukaryota; Metazoa; Chordata; Mammalia; Primates; Cebidae
Product: putative UPF0607 protein ENSP00000381418
Source: RefSeq, a predicted model, not a curated record